AUGUUCCCAUAUGGAUUCCCUCCUCCUGUCAAGCUUUCGGAGGAGUUAUCUUGGCAGCACUUUGAUCAAGUUACUCGGCAGUCGCUCCCUGGACCAUCGUUCCAUGACACGUCCCUCCACCUGCCCUUAGAUUUUGAUUAUGAUCCCUCCGUGUUUGACGUAACCACAGCGUCGACUUUUUCUGGCGUACUCACACCUGCUUUGGAGGAGGAGGGUGAUGGCCUCUCGAAUGCUCCUAAGCAUGGAAUUCCCAAAGUAAUGUCAGACGGCCGGAGGAAGACCCUUGAAGACGUCAGGCCCAUAGAAGUCAAGUCCGUCCCUUAUAAUUGGCGCUCUGGCCGCAUGCGUCGUGCGCAGGACAUACCUCUGGUGAAGAACUGGUAUCUGGAGCAUUGUCCUCCUAACCAGCCAGUCAAAGUUCGCGUAUCGUACCAGAAAUUGCUCAAGUGUUUCGUCCUCAACGAACUCAAGAGUCGACCUGAGAAGGCAAUGACUAAAAAGAAUCUCUUUUGGCAGUUAAAGGCGACGAAGUUCUUUCAGACGACAAAACUUGACUGGGUGGAAGCCGGUUUGCAGGUGUGCAGACAAGGGUAUAACAUGCUUAAUCUCCUUAUCCACAGAAAGAACUUGAACUACUUGCAUCUCGACUAUAACAUGAACUUGAAGCCAGUGAAGACGCUUACUACGAAGGAGCGCAAAAAGUCUCGCUUCGGAAACACCUUCCACUUAUGUCGCGAGAUUCUGCGCCUUACAAAGCUUGUUGUUGAUGCUCAUGUUCAGUUCCGCCUUGGCAAUGUCGAUGCUUUCCAGCUUGCAGACGCACUGCAGUAUAUCUUUGCGCACAUUGGGGCAUUGACUGGUAUGUACCGGUACAAGUACAAGCUCAUGAGACAAGUUCGCAUGACAAAAGAUCUCAAGCACUUGAUCUACUACCGCUUUAAUACUGGCCCUGUCGGCAAGGGUCCUGGAAAUGGCUUCUGGGCUCCUGGCUGGCGUGUCUGGCUCUUCUUCAUGCGAGGCAUUGUACCGUUACUCGAGCGCUGGCUUGGUAACCUCCUCACGCGUCAGUUCGAGGGAUGCAACAGCAAGGGCAUUGCGAAGACUGUGACAAAGCAACAUGUCGAGUCUCACUAUGACCUCAAGUUACGUGCGGCUGUCAUGCAUGACAUUCUCGACAUGAUGCCUGAGUCUAUUAAACAAAACAAGUCGAAGACGAUUUUGCAGCAUCUCUCGGAGGCGUGGCGUUGCCGGAAAGCGAACAUUCCAUGGAAAGUCCCUGGAAUGCCCACUGCGAUUGAGAACAUCAUUCUGCAGUACAUCAAGAGCAAAGCUGAUUGGUGGUGCUUGGUUGCACAUUAUAAUCGGGAGCGUAUCCGUCGAGGUGCUACAGUUGAUAAGGCAGUAGUGAAGAAAAAUCUGGGUCGGCUGACACGCCUGUACUUGAAAGCAGAGCAGGAAAGGCAGCAUGGGUACUUGAAGGAUGGGCCGUACAUCAGUGCGGAGGAGGCCGUUGCAAUUUACACAGCGACUGUUCACUGGCUUGAGAGCCGUAAAUUUGCUCCUAUACCAUUCCCCCCUCUGUCGUACAAGCACGAUACGAAAUUGCUUGUACUUGCACUUGAAAAACUGAAGGAGGCUUACUCAGUCAAGGGUCGUCUUAAUCAGUCGCAGCGUGAGGAGCUUGCCCUCAUUGAACAGGUGUAUGACAAUCCGCACGAAUGUCUGUCGCGCAUCAAGCGAUUGCUUCUUACCCAGCGUGCGUUCAAGGAGGCUGGUAUUGAGUUCUUUGACACGUACAACAAACUCAUUCCGUGCUACGACAUUGAGCCCGUUGAGAAGAUCACCGACACCUAUCUCGAUCAAUUCCUCUUCUUCGAGGCAGAUAAAAGAGGGUUGUUCCCUGCCUGGAUCAAACCUGCCGACAUGGAGCCACCGCCGUUGCUUGUGUACAAGUGGUGCCAAGGCAUCAACAACUUGACAGAUAUCUGGGAGACGAGCGAGGGCGAGUGCAACGUGAUGAUGGAGACCGUCUUCUCCAAGGUGUAUGAGAAGAUCGACCUGACCCUGCUGAACCGUCUCCUCCGUCUCAUUCUUGAUCACAACUUGGCAGACUACAUCACCGCGAAGAACAACACCGUGCUGACCUACAAGGACAUGGCACAUACGAAUGCAUUCGGUCUCAUCCGUGGUCUUCAGUUCUCUGCCUUCGUCUUCCAGUACUACGGUCUCGUCCUUGAUCUCCUCAUUCUUGGCUUGCAGCGAGCUAGCGAGAUGGCGGGUCCUCCACAGAUGCCUAACAACCUUUUGCAGUAUCGCGACUCGGCAACCGAGACUCGUCACCCCAUCCGCUUAUACUCCCGUUAUGUUGAUCGCUUACACAUUCUCUUCCGCUUCAGCGCAGAUGAGGCAAGGGACUUGAUCCAAUGCUAUCUUAGCGCCAACCCUGACCCGACCAACAACAACGUCAUCGGGUAUAACAACAAACGCUGCUGGCCUCGAGAUUGUCGUAUGUGUCUCAUCAAACAUGACAUUAACCUUGGAAGAGCAGUUUUCUGGAACGUUAAGAACAGCCUGCCGCGCUCACUCACCACCAUCGAGUGGGAGGCCACCUUUGUCAGCGUUUACUCGAAGGACAACCCACAGUUGUUGUUCUCGAUGUGCGGGUUCGAGGUCCGUAUCUUGCCCAAGAUUAGGACGAUGGGUGGCGAGCAGUUCUCGUCGAAGGACACUGUGUGGAAUCUCACCAACGAGCAGACCAAAGAGAGAACUGCGCAGGCGUUCCUCCGUGUCUCCGAUGACGGUGUCCAGCAAUUCAAUAACCGUAUUCGUCAGGUCCUUAUGAGCUCCGGUUCCACCACUUUCUCGAAGAUCGUCAACAAGUGGAACACUGCGUUGAUCGGUUUGAUGACCUACUACCGUGAGGCUGUCAUCCACACAAACGAGCUUUUGGGCUCUCUUGUCAAGGCAGAGAACAAGAUUCAAACUCAUGUCAAGAUUGGCUUAAACAGUAAGAUGCCAUCCCGUUUCCCUCCUGUUGUCUUCUACACACCGAAGGAGCUUGGUGGUCUUGGAAUGCUUUCGAUGGGUCACGUUCUUAUCCCGCAGAGUGACUUGCGAUGGUCCAAGCAAACUGACGUUGGAGUGACGCAUUUCCGUGCUGGUAUGACCCACGAGGAGGACCAGUUGAUUCCGAACUUGUACAGAUAUCUUCAGCCAUGGGAGGCAGAAUUUUUGGAUUCGGCUCGUGUUUGGUCCGAAUACUCCAUGAAGCGGAAGGAGGCCAAUGCCCAGAAUCGGCGCCUCACCCUUGAAGAUCUUGAAGAUAGCUGGGACUGCGGUAUUCCUCAUAUCAACACCCUCUUCCAAAAGGAUCGCCAUACAUUGGCAUAUGACCGAGGAACUUAUUUCCCUACCUGGGAGGGUCUCUUCUGGGAGAAAGCGUCUGGAUUCGAAGAGUCUAUGCGAUACAAGAAACUUACCAACGCCCAGAGGUCAGGUCUUAACCAGAUCCCUAACCGUCGAUUCACGCUUUAUGUAGUCAUGGACUUGUGUCAGGUCUUUGAUCAGGAGCUAGAGCCUCUCCAGAUCGAGACAGUACAGAAGGAGACUAUUCACCCUUGUAAGAGUUACAAGAUGAAUUCAUCUUGCGCCGAUAUCUUGAUGUUCUCAGCCUACAAAUGGAAUAUCUCUCGGCCUUCAUUGAACAAGGACGUUUUGGAUGGCACGACCAGCAACAAGUAUUGGAUUGACGUUCAGCUUCGGUGGGGUGACUUCGACACCCAUGAUAUCGAGCGGUGUACUCGUGCCAAGUUCUUGGACUACGUGUCCGACUCCAUGAGUAUCUACCCCUCACCAACUGGUGUUAUGAUCAGCAUGGAUCUAGCCUAUAACCUGUGGUCUGCGUACGGCAACUGGUUCCCCGGUAUGAAGCCUCUGAUUCAGCAAGCCAUGGCCAAGAUCAUGAAGGCCAAUCCGGCAUGCCACAUCUUGCGCGAGCGUAUUCGCAAGGGUCUCCAGUUGUACUCUUCUGAGCCCACGGAGCCUUAUCUCAACAGCCAGAACUAUUCAGAAUUAUUUUCGAACCAGAUCAUUUGGUUCGUCGACGACACUAAUGUGUAUCGUGUCACUAUCCACAAGACGUUCGAAGGUAACUUGACGACUAAACCGAUUAACGGCGCCAUCUUUAUCUUCAACCCACGUUCUGGACAGUUGUUCCUGAAAAUCAUCCACACCAGUGUCUGGGCUGGCCAAAAGCGUCUCGGUCAACUCGCAAAGUGGAAGACUGCCGAAGAAGUGGCUGCAUUGGUUCGUUCACUGCCUGUUGAAGAACACCCGAAGCAGGUCAUCGUCACUCACAAGGGCAUGUUGGACCCUCUCGAGGUUCAUUUACUUGAUUUCCCGAACAUCGUUAUCAAGGGAAGUGAGUUACAACUGCCCUUCCAGGCUUGCAUGAAGAUGGAGAAGUUCCGUGCUACACAACCUCAAAUGGUACUGUUCAGCUUGUACGACGACUGGCUCAAGUCGGUGUCCAGCUACACUGCCUUCUCUCGUCUUAUCCUCCUCCUUUGUGGCUUGCACGUCAACAACGAGAAGGCGAAGAUUAUUUUGCACCCAGACAAGUCGACCAUUACAGAGCCUCACUUCGUCUGGCCCACUCUUACAGAUGAUGAAUGGAUCAAGGUUGAGGUCGCAAUGAAGGAUCUUAUACUGGCAGAUUUCGGCAAGCGGAACAGCGUCAACAUCGCGUCCUUGACUGCGAGUGAAAUUCGUGACAUCAUUCUUGGUCAAGAGAUUGCCGCUCCCUCCGUACAGCGCCAGCAGAUGGCUGAGCUUGAAAAGAGUAAUGAGGUGCAGGACCACCAACUGUUCACAGGUGAAACGAUUCAGACUGUCACUGACAACCAACUUCAGGUGUUUAGCAGCAAAUCUGAUUGGCAUGUCCGUGCCAUCUCUGCUACACAUCUUCCUCUCCAUCUCCAACAUAUCUAUGUCUCCAAUGAUGAUAUCAAGGACGACGCUGCUUCGUACACCCAUGUAUUGCCGAAGAACAUCCUGCGGGCAUUCAUCACUGCAGCAGAUCUUCGCACUCAGUGUAUCACCAAGCAGGUCGAGGAGAUCAACGAGUACCUCGGCGUGAAAGUAACAAUAGCAUUGAGCUGCCCAACCAGUUGCCGAGGGACUGACUUCCUUCUCAAAGAUCUCGGACCUCCUGGGUGGGUCAAGACACAAGCGCUUGAACUCAGUCAUCUUUCUCCCACAGACGUCACCAUUCAAGCCAAGCUGAUGUCUGGAUCCAAGAUGCCAUACCUGGUUGCGGUUGGACCACGGCCUUCAAGUCGUCUUAGUACUAGUAGGUCCCUGCAUCAACUCUCCCCUUUUUAUAUCAACUGUUCACAAUCGCAGUAG
Messenger RNA from Suillus plorans, 5406 nucleotides. RefSeq names its product NUC071 domain-containing protein. Gene Ontology annotation, molecular function: pre-mRNA intronic binding; U5 snRNA binding; U2 snRNA binding. Gene Ontology annotation, cellular component: catalytic step 2 spliceosome; U5 snRNP. Gene Ontology annotation, biological process: spliceosomal tri-snRNP complex assembly; mRNA splicing, via spliceosome. The coding region runs from base 1 to 5406 and encodes 1801 amino acids. The record is from RefSeq and is a predicted model, not a curated record. NCBI's taxonomy places the organism in Eukaryota, Fungi, Basidiomycota, Agaricomycetes, Boletales, Suillaceae. The transcript has 16 exons.